Lycium ferocissimum is the source of this 667-nucleotide messenger RNA. RefSeq names its product GATA transcription factor 26-like. The coding region runs from base 1 to 408 and encodes 135 amino acids. Gene Ontology annotation, molecular function: zinc ion binding; sequence-specific DNA binding. The transcript is spliced from 2 exons. NCBI's taxonomy places the organism in Eukaryota, Viridiplantae, Streptophyta, Magnoliopsida, Solanales, Solanaceae. The record is from RefSeq and is a predicted model, not a curated record. Gene Ontology annotation, biological process: regulation of DNA-templated transcription.
AUGGGUAGAGAAGGGCCAUGUUUGCACUGUGGCAUCAAAAAAACCCCCCUUUGGAGACCUGGGCCACCUGCAAAACCAGUGCUCUGCAAUGCAUGUGGAUCAAGAUGGCGGACUAAGGGGACACUAGAUGACUAUAUUCCCAAACAUGGAAAGAGAGACAUACAGAGCUAUCAGUUACCUUCUGUGAAGAAGCCGCGUCUCUUAGCUCGUGAUGACCAAAAGCUGGAAGUUGGAGUAGAGGUUUCUGGACAGGAUGGCUCUGCGGCUUGUCUCAAAGAGGAAAUGAAUAACAUAUCAAGCUCAGGUUCAGCAGGAUCAUCCUCAUACAACUUCAUUCAGAUGGAAGAAACAAAUGGUAAAAUAAUUUCACUUAUAUAUCGAGCACUGAACUUGACUUGGGAAAUAUGAUGCACUUUCUGAAUCAAAUCCUUUUUUUAUAAGGUAAGAAAUUUUAUUAACAAAUGAGAAAAAAAACUCGUAUACACACCGUAUACCAAAAGAAGAGAACCUACAUCAAAGUAUCCUUCUCAACCAAAUAGAUCCAAUCCUCUACACAAAUAAGGAUUUCGUAAGUACACCAAAAAGAAAACUUACAUGUAUAUAGUAGAAUUAAAUCUUUCAUUCUCCAAGAUGGGCAUUCCAUUUCCGAUGUAUUAAAUCUGUUUUU